AUAAUUUCAAACGAUCUGAGUUAGUUAUUUUUGUCAUCAUUUUUUUCAGCGAUUAGUGACACUAUAUAAGUAGCAGAAAUUCAAAAGAACAGCUAUAAUAAAUAUGAAGCAUUUGUUAUUAUUUCACAUAACCGCGUUGCUUCUGCUUCUACAUACCUCAGUACAACUUAAUGGUGCGAAACAAAAGUCAUCCAAUUCGUACGAUAUUAUUUGCACUUUACAAAGUUUAACAGAUAAUUUGAAGAUAGAUGAAUUGGGUCUUUCCAUAUCUGACUAUGAAAUAGAGAAACAAAUAAAUGUGAACUGCUUGAAAUUAAUAAUGAAAGAGCAGUCAGUGUACGAUUUUAAAGAAGAGUUUGAGAGCAUAAUAAACGGCAUAAAUUCACUUGGUAUGUAUUUGAAUUACUUGAAUAAUUUUUAUUAUUGAAGACAAUUAUUUGAUCCAAUUUUGUUAUAUAUUUCAGUUUAUUUAUUUCAUAUUCAAACUAUGUAUAAACUUAUUAAUGGUGAAUGGAAUCUACUUUCAGUCUGAUAUAUCAUGAUGGUGAAGUCAGUUUU
This is a messenger RNA of Schistosoma haematobium, 558 nucleotides long. RefSeq lists its product as uncharacterized. The record is from RefSeq and is a predicted model, not a curated record. The coding region runs from base 104 to 427 and encodes 107 amino acids. The transcript is spliced from 6 exons. NCBI's taxonomy places the organism in Eukaryota, Metazoa, Platyhelminthes, Trematoda, Strigeidida, Schistosomatidae.